Molecule: messenger RNA, 1907 nt
Organism: Microplitis demolitor
Lineage: Eukaryota; Metazoa; Arthropoda; Insecta; Hymenoptera; Braconidae
Product: alpha-latrocrustotoxin-Lt1a
Exons: 2
Coding region: 243-1907 (554 amino acids)
Molecular function (GO): protein binding
Source: RefSeq, a predicted model, not a curated record
CGUGUCCAUUUCUAUGUCUAACUAGUUAGUCGCAAGCAAGGUCAGAGGUUGCACAUGACUCACGUGUUCAAGUUCAGUUAAAAUAAACGGAGUAAUACGUGGUAAAAUAAUAUUUUUAAUUGCAUAUUAGCUUGUGGGCGUUAAUAAAUCCUAGUGUAUUUAUUCUGAAAAAUAAUUUCUGUUCAAUAAAUUGUUGGUUUUUAUAUUUAAGAUCCCAGGAAUUGAUUAAUAAAUAAAUAAAAAUGUCUACCGGCGAAAGAUCUGCUGAAAAACAACGUGAAGAUUAUGAAGUACAAGUAGAGAUUGAAAAAAUUUUGGAUGUAUUAAUUUCAGGUGAUCAACUUACUCAAGCUAUGGAAGAUAAAUUUAUCGAGCUGAUUAAAACGAUCAUAUAUUCACGCCGGACCAUUAGCAAUGGGGCCGAAACACUCCAGGAAAAACUGUUCAAGUACUUAUCUUUAACUGAGAACAAUUUUUUGGAUCAAAUUCUUCUAUACGAAGCAAUUAAAAAUAAUAAUAAAAAUAAAGUCAAAGAUUUUUUGGAGAAGAAUUUCGAUAUCAAUAGCGCUGUGACUUAUAAUCAUAAUUAUUACGGUGGGUUGACUGCCUUGGGCGUCGCCGUGGAGUUGAAGUUAGAAGACAUCGUCCAGCUUCUAUUGGAUCACGAAAGCUGUGACAUUAAUGCCGCAGCAGAGUCCGUCUUGACGCCUCUUCAUGUUGCAGCACUAAGUAAUAAUCUGACAAUUGCAAAAAAAUUAAUUAGCAAAGGUGCAACGAUCGAUGUCUACUCCAAGUAUCAGCCGAUUUAUAACUCAUUAUUUUUUCGUUGGGCUUUUCUUCAAAAUUAUGUAUUUAAUGAGUCCAGUUAUUUUUAUGGAAUAGAUAUUGUAAACCUUACUAUGAAACAAAUGAAUGGUAUAACUGCUUUGCAAGCUGCCGUAAAAGCUGAUAAAUUGGAGAUGGUUCAUUUAUUACUAGACCAUGGUGCUGACAUCAAUGCUCAUUGUUUAGACCGAGGCGAAGGAUGCACGGCAUUGCAUUAUGCUAUAAAGAAUCGUAAUAGAACAAUGGUUAAUUUUUUACUGAGUAAGGGUGCUCGGGUUAAUGCCAGAUCAAACAAUGGAGAGACAGUUUUACAACUUGCUGUUACCCUCGAAGAAGGAAACAUUGUUCGCAGUUUGUGCUUUGCUGGCGCUGAUAUGAACUGCAGACGUGAUUUACUUGAUUAUGAAGAUAUGCCUCCGCUUCUUGAAGCUAUGAGCCGGAUGUGUGUACCUGCUAUGGUUGCCUUAAUUGUCUCGGGUGCGGACUUGAAUGCCAUAGGUGUACUUAAGUCAUCUUCAAAACUCAUGAAUUUUGUUCAUUUCUAUUCGCUACUGAAUAAUUUCUCACAAUUCCAGAACCAAAUGCGUUUUGACAUUGAAAAUGAUAUGAUUAAUUGGUCUCAGAUCUAUGAAAAAGUUUGGAAGCAUAUAAUGAAAUGCAAGGUUGCAGGAUUUGCUGCCAAUCCAACUUUUUUAAAUUUGGCUAACUCUCAUCAAAAUAUAUACGAGGGUUUUCUGUCUGAAUGCGAAGCUCAAGUAAAACAAAUGAAAGAAGAACAAAUUGAGGGUACUUGUGUUUGUUAUCACGAUUUGUUUUUUACAAAUGUUCCUCAGAUGGUGAUGUAUGCAAAUAAUAAGAAUAUCGAGGAAGCUAUGAAUCUUCCUGAUUUAAUUUCCAAGUUUCCGUUGUACGCGCAUAUGUUGAUGGAGUCUUUUGAUAAAGGACGCAAGCGUAAUCAGUUGCUUGUAAAAGUUCACGAGAAUUUGAAGGACAUUUUUAUUAAUUUGCCUGACGAUUGCGUGAGACAAAUUCUUAUAUAUCUAAGUAAUGAUGAUCUGUUGAUGUGUUUAGGAAAAAAAUGA